Messenger RNA from Musca vetustissima, 861 nucleotides. RefSeq names its product juvenile hormone acid O-methyltransferase-like. Bases 1 to 861 code for a protein of 286 amino acids. NCBI's taxonomy places the organism in Eukaryota, Metazoa, Arthropoda, Insecta, Diptera, Muscidae. The transcript has 3 exons. The record is from RefSeq and is a predicted model, not a curated record.
AUGAAUAAACCGGCUUUGUAUCAUAAAGCUCAUGGAGAUCUUAAACGCGAUGUUGGACAACUGAUUGCCAAAUUUUCCACAAAAUUACAAUGGCGCCCAAAUGGCGGUGAUACAGUUAUAGAUAUUGGUACCGGUCCUGGUGAUGUUUCCAUGAAAUAUAUUUACCCCAUAAUACCGAAAAAUGUUGGACGCAUGGUAUUUAGUGAUAUUUCCCUACUGAUGUUGGAAUUUUUCAAAACACAUUAUCAAAUUCCGGAUAAAUGUGAUUUGAAGCUGUUGGAUAUUGAAACGAAACAGCCGUUACCCAGUGAUAUGGAAGGGAAAUUUGAUCAUUUAAUAUCGAGUUUGGUACUGCAUUGGGUACCCGAUAAUAGAACUGCCUUGGGCAAUAUGUACAAACUUCUGCGUCCCGAGGGUGGCGACUGCAUUUUGGUCUUCUUUUCCUACAACAGUGUCUUCCAGGCCAAUUACAUGAUGAGUUUGAAUCCCAAAUGGUCUCAAUAUAUUACCGAUGUUAAUCAGUUUAUUGCCCCAUUGCAAUUUAGCAAAAAUCCCACCACUGAAUUUCGUGAUAUGAUGGAAGAUGCUGGAUUCUCAAACAUUUCUAUGGAUACUAAGAAGACCUAUUAUCGCUAUAAGGAUAUGGAGGAAUUUAAGGAAAGUCUAAUACCUGUCUGUGGAUUUUUUGAUUUUAUACCGAAAUCUCGUCAAACUGAAUUUUUGGACGAUUAUGUGAAGGCCUUUGAAGAAGUUGCUAAGGAAAGUCGUAAUUUAUCUCCUGAAGAAUCAAAGUGUGUGGUGGUGGCCGAUAUCAUUGUGGCAUAUGGACAAAAAUUACCCACUCAAAUUUCAUUAAAUUAA